ACGGUGGAUGGUUUAUUCUCGAGUCUUUCAGCGAUCUAUCGACAAGUGUAUAGACAAGCACGUCAAAGGAAAGCCAUCCAACUGAAGAAGAAGAGCACGCAAUCUCACGACCAAUGACGGACGUAGUGGAUCUCAUCGAUAUUUUGGUUCGAAACAAACGUCGACGUAGCGUCGAUGUUGCACUUUUCCUUUGUUUCACUCUCCUGGCGGCCGCCGCGAUCGAACCGCCUCUUACCGCAGAAGAGAAAACAAAUCAACAAGAAAGAGAAAGAUCAUUCGCCACCGACGUUCACAGCCCAUCACCUCCAGCCGGUUCGGUUAUAGAAAAAGCUAAAGAUUCCGGAGCAGAUUUAUUGCAUCGAGUUGAAAGAGCUCUUAAGGAAACGGCGGAAACCCUCAAGGCCAGCAUGAGUGAUAACCUACCUUUCGAUCCUUCAGACAUCCGUCAAGAACGAGCCCAAGAUGAGACGGCCGGAAGAGUCAAGCGAGCCAUUGGCGCGGAUGAAAACUUGGACGUGGAACAAAAACCCGAGUCUUUGCUGCACCGAGCCAAGGAUUGGAUUUCUGGCACAACUCACGAAGGCGCAGAGAAAUUAGGACACGCUAAAGAUUCCACAGUCGAUGCCGCCCAACGGGCCAAAGAUGCCACGAUGGAUGCAGCCCAGCGCGCCAAAGACGCCACGGUCGACACUGCUCAUCAGGCCCAAGAUACUGCAUCCCGUGGGGCCCAACGGGUCAAAGAAGGAUUCCAAGAUGCUGGUAGCCGAGCAAGUGAUACCGUUGGAUCGGCGUACGAUCGAGCCAAGAAUUUAGUCUCUCAAAACACCGAUGAGGCUCAACAACAAGCCCAGCAAGCUAAAGAGAGAGCCGAAGAAGCUGCCCGUCAAGGUAAAGAAGAAGGUGGAUCUUUUUUCAAACGGGCCAAGGAAUGGAUAGCUGGCACUACGCACGAAGGCGAGGAGAAAUUGGAACAGGCUAAAGAAGAACCAUCAGACUUAUUUCCAACAAGGAAAAGAUGCCACGAUGGAUGCAGCUCAGCGCGCUAA
Molecule: messenger RNA, 1046 nt
Organism: Daphnia pulicaria
Lineage: Eukaryota; Metazoa; Arthropoda; Branchiopoda; Diplostraca; Daphniidae
Product: late embryogenesis abundant protein At3g53040-like
Exons: 3
Coding region: 114-1046 (310 amino acids)
Source: RefSeq, a predicted model, not a curated record